AUGGGUAUUUGUCAUUCAAGAAAAAACUUUUAAAAUCCUAUGAAUACAAAUCCUACUUCAUAUUAUUCCUCAAACCCUUCCAUUUUAUAAAAGAUAACCAAUACAAAAGAAAGUAUAUAAAAACCUAAUUUAAACUUCAUUAUUCCUUGUUAGCCCACAAAUUACGAUCCUUCAAGUAAUUAAUUUUCUUAUUCAAGAUCCUCAUAGAUAAUUUAAUGUUCUAAUAAAUGGUGUUCGAUUUGAAAUUAUUAACUCAAUUGAAAACUGUAUUUUUUCGAUUGAAAAUCUAGAGGAAUGACCUAAAUCUAUG
Paramecium sonneborni is the source of this 310-nucleotide messenger RNA. The record is from the annotation of a GenBank genome assembly. Lineage: Eukaryota; Ciliophora; Oligohymenophorea; Peniculida; Parameciidae.